UAUUUAGAACGAAAUGGCGUCCUCGGAAUUACAAAAACGGAAGCAAGAAGAAUACGAAAUGCAGCUGUUUAACUUUCAUUCAAGAGCCGUGUACGCUACUUUAAAAAAUAUUGUAAGUGAAAGGAUACAUUACACAAUUCAAAAGAUGUGUGAAACAAUUGAAAAAACAUACAAAUUAAAUUCCGAAAAUGUAGCAAUACUUGAAACAAAUCAAAAAAAUUUAGAAAGGGCAUACUAUAAAGGAACAAUGCCACAUUUAGAAAAUAUUAAGAAUAUUGUAAAUAAAUACAUUGCUAUUCCAAGUAAUGUCUUAUUGGAAGAGGACAAGUAUCAGAGGACACAAUAUAGUGAUACAGAAUUUGAAAAUAUAAAUCGGACAUUAGAAGUACUACAACAAAGAGCAAAAAGAGCCACUGUGUUGAACACAGUAUUGAAGGAAGAAUUGCGAGUUUUAGAAGAAUUUCCAAUUACUGAAGAAAAUGUAAAUAAAAUGUGUAAUAUAAUAGAAAAUAACGUAAAAUGCCCUAAUGUAAAUGAAAAAAUGUAUCACUUAGUAGAAGAUUAUAAAAAUUUGUCUACUAGUCUGUUUGAUACGAUUACAACAAAGAUGAAGUAUAAUCCAGUAGAUAAUCUUAAAUGCAAAGAGAUUGAUUUAAAUAGUUUAUAG
Eufriesea mexicana is the source of this 667-nucleotide messenger RNA. Its product is annotated as protein MIS12 homolog. Bases 14 to 667 code for a protein of 217 amino acids. The record is from RefSeq and is a predicted model, not a curated record. The transcript is spliced from 4 exons. NCBI's taxonomy places the organism in Eukaryota, Metazoa, Arthropoda, Insecta, Hymenoptera, Apidae.